This is a messenger RNA of Pelobates fuscus (common spadefoot toad), 1068 nucleotides long. It is a transcript of the gene PPP1R12B, whose product is annotated as protein phosphatase 1 regulatory subunit 12B. The record is from RefSeq and is a predicted model, not a curated record. Gene Ontology annotation, cellular component: Z disc; cytoplasm; A band. The transcript has 8 exons. Gene Ontology annotation, molecular function: enzyme inhibitor activity; phosphatase regulator activity; protein kinase binding. Lineage: Eukaryota; Metazoa; Chordata; Amphibia; Anura; Pelobatidae. The coding region runs from base 293 to 853 and encodes 186 amino acids.
CCUUGCUUUCCAAAGCAGAGUGAAGAAGCUCAGCAACACCGAGGGUCUGAGAAGCAACUGGAUCAUGGUCCAUUCCUGCAGUCUGGCUCUUGGAUUUGGUCCCAAAAACUCAGAAUCAGUUUGGAUUUAACUGCACUCACCCCACAAGAUUUCUCAAUCUGUCAUCUCCAGUGGUUAAGGUUACAUCUGGUGUGACGCUGUGCAGGUUUACAUUGGUAAAGUGAACUCACUUGACCAAACUGAAAAUAGUGCAGGGAAAAUACAAAUCUAUAUAAGAUAACCAGGAAACAAGAUGUCAUCGCUUUUUCAUCGCAACAAGGAUUCUACUCGGACGCGGAAAUCACAGUCAGAUUCUCCACCUUCCUCUCCUUCACCGACAGCAAAGAACCUACGUCAUGAACGAUUAGCAAGGUUGGACUCUGGUGGCUCUAACCUCAGCUCUACAGAACCUUCCAGUGACCGAGCUGCCGCUCGUGCAAGUGCCUAUUACCGCAGGGAGAACCGCUUAGCAUCACUUGGAAGCAAAACUGAGGAUGAAAAAGAAAAGGAUUUCAAAAAGCUGUAUGAAAGUGCCUUCAAUGAAAAUGAGAAGCUCAAGAACAAUCUUCGGGAAGCUCACCUGGAGCUUGUAGAUAUCAAAGCCAAGCUAGAGCGAGUUGCAAAGAAACAAGACCAGUCUUCAAGUCAGUCAGGGUUGCUGGAGGCAGAGAAGAGGGAGAAAAGAGCUUUGGAGCGAAAGAUGUCUGAAAUGGAAGACGAGCUAAAGGCACUCACUGAUUUAAAAUCUGACAACCAGCGCCUGAAGGAUGAAAAUGGAGCCUUGAUCCGGGUGAUCAGCAAACUCUCUAAAUGACUCAUUGUGCAGUUAUAGAGGAUGGAAUUUCACAUGAGUGAGAACACACUGUGUGCCCCCUUAAUCAAACCGUGAUUGGCCCCUGUACAGCCAUCAAGUCACUGACUGUGUAGCUGCCAAUGUGAAAUGUACACUCCAUGUUAUUUUGUACAUAUAUUUGUUUGUAUAUCAGAGAAAAGAGAAGGAAUCGAUUUUUAAAAGAUUGGUACAGUGCA